AGAGAGGAGUGAGAGUGAGAUUGAGAAUCAGCUGAAGCCAAAUCGAGAAGAUGAGGAUCUCGAUUUCGAGUGUAGUUUCAUCGACGACGAGUAGAAUUGUUCAUCGGAAUCUUCAGGGGAAAGGUAAUCCUCGAAUUGCUCCUUCUUCCAUUGAUCUUUGCGGGAUGUGUUACUGGGGACGAGCUUUUUCUAGUGGCAGUGGUGAUUACAGAGAGAUAUUGAGAAAUGGGUUACAUGAUAUGAAGUUAGAUGAUGCAAUUGGUUUGUUCGGUGGCAUGGUCAAGUCUCGUCCUUUACCUUCCAUUGUUGAGUUCAAUAAACUGUUGAGUGCCAUUGCUAAGAUGAAAAAGUUUGAUGUUGUCAUCUCUCUAGGUGAGAAGAUGCAGAGGUUAGAAAUUGUACAUGGUCUAUAUACUUACAAUAUUUUGAUCAACUGUUUCUGCCGACGCUCUCAAAUCUCUCUUGCUUUAGCUCUUCUUGGCAAGAUGAUGAAACUCGGCUAUGAGCCCAGCAUUGUCACGCUUUCUUCUCUUCUCAAUGGAUACUGUCACGGUAAGAGGAUUUCAGAUGCUGUAGCUUUGGUUGAUCAAAUGGUGGAAAUGGGGUAUAGACCUGACACAAUCACAUUUACAACUUUGAUUCAUGGGCUUUUUCUCCACAACAAAGCUUCUGAAGCUGUGGCGUUAGUUGAUCGAAUGGUUCAAAGAGGCUGUCAACCAAAUCUGGUUACUUAUGGAGUGGUAGUAAAUGGAUUAUGUAAGAGAGGUGAUACUGAUUUGGCUUUAAAUCUGCUCAACAAGAUGGAAGCUGCGAAAAUAGAGGCGGAUGUUGUUAUCUUCAACACAAUCAUUGAUAGUCUCUGCAAAUAUAGACAUGUGGAUGAUGCGCUCAACCUAUUCAAAGAAAUGGAAACCAAAGGAAUUAGACCAAAUGUUGUUACCUACAGCUCCCUCAUAAGUUGCCUUUGUAGUUAUGGAAGAUGGAGUGAUGCCUCUCAACUACUGAGUGAUAUGAUUGAGAAGAAAAUCAACCCUAAUUUAGUCACGUUCAAUGCAUUGAUCGAUGCGUUUGUGAAAGAAGGAAAGUUUGUAGAGGCUGAGAAAUUGUACGAUGACAUGAUCAAAAGGUCUAUAGAUCCUGAUAUUUUCACUUACAAUUCAUUGGUCAACGGGUUCUGUAUGCAUGAUCGUCUAGACAAGGCCAAGCAGAUGUUUGAGUUCAUGGUUAGCAAGGACUGUUUCCCAGAUGUAGUUACAUAUAAUACUCUCAUAAAGGGAUUUUGCAAGUCUAAGAGAGUAGAAGAUGGUACGGAACUCUUCCGCGAGAUGUCUCAUAGAGGAUUGGUUGGCGAUACAGUCACUUACACCACUCUUAUCCAAGGGCUUUUUCAUGAUGGCGACUGUGAUAAUGCCCAAAAGGUUUUCAAACAGAUGGUUUCUGAUGGUGUACCUCCUGAUAUAAUGACAUACAGCAUUUUGUUAGAUGGACUCUGUAAUAACGGGAAGCUAGAGAAAGCAUUGGAGGUUUUCGACUAUAUGCAAAAGAGUGAGAUAAAACUUGAUAUUUACAUAUAUACUACUAUGAUUGAAGGGAUGUGCAAGGCUGGGAAGGUGGAUGAUGGGUGGGAUCUAUUUUGUAGCCUCAGCCUUAAAGGAGUGAAGCCUAAUGUUGUAACCUACAAUACCAUGAUCUCAGGCUUGUGUAGUAAACGCCUAUUACAGGAAGCUUAUGCCUUGCUAAAAAAAAUGAAAGAAGACGGGCCUCUUCCAAAUAGUGGUACAUAUAAUACACUUAUCAGGGCACAUCUGAGAGAUGGUGACAAAGCAGCAUCAGCUGAACUCAUCAGAGAAAUGAGGAGUUGCAGGUUUGUUGGAGAUGCUUCAACCAUUGGCUUGGUCGCUAAUAUGUUGCAUGAUGGGAGAUUAGACAAAAGCUUCCUCGAUAUGCUUUCUUAAAACACUUGCAUCAUCCUUGAGGGUAAAAGCUGUUACAGAAGUUGAUGCAAUCACUUGUUGUCUUGUUGAGACAAGAAUAGCCUUCAAAGACAAGAAGCUCGCUCCUAUCAUGAACAUUUCAGACUUCAAGUAAUGUUGUUACAUGUAAGUUUCCAACAUUUCAGAGACCUUAAGUGAUGUUUACAAUACAAUAUGCAUUAUUUCGCAUGUAAUAAACCCACAUACCCUCAUUUCAGAGACUUCAAGUGAUGUUUUUC
This is a messenger RNA of Arabidopsis thaliana (thale cress), 2212 nucleotides long. Its product is annotated as pentatricopeptide (PPR) repeat-containing protein. NCBI's taxonomy places the organism in Eukaryota, Viridiplantae, Streptophyta, Magnoliopsida, Brassicales, Brassicaceae. Bases 51 to 1955 code for a protein of 634 amino acids. The transcript has 2 exons. The record is from RefSeq and is marked reviewed.